GUCAGGUCAUUAUAUUAAGAUGCAUACCUUUACCGUUCUUUUUCUUGGCACCCUCCCAGCCCUGGCUCUGACGGCCUCGCUCGGAGCCUCUAUCAUCAAGCGCUCUUGUGGCGAAACUGCCAGUCGCGUCUGCUUUGGCGUCGAUGGAGGCACAGCGCAGAACAUCGACAAGGAUGACAUUCAGUACGCUGCGGAUUACCUGCGACAUCUGGCAGACGAGAACAACAACCCGCUGUGGACGAUGCCACCCGAGUUCGACUGUGCUGAGUGGGGGCUCCCCGUCGCCGACGCAGGAACGGUGCUUGUACUGGCCAAGCACAUCAGGCCGCGCACCAACUCCUCAGUGACGUACUACGACCUAGCCCGUACCAUCGACGGUGGUGUUGACGCAACGCCGGAUCAGAAGGCUGCAUCUUUGCUAGGCGCUUGUGGAUCCGGAGGGGGAAUGCAAGGUGUUACGGUGAAUGCCAACGAUCCGGCUUACAACACGCCUGAGUAUAUUGCCUCGAAGGCGAAACCUGAGGAUAUUAUCAUCAAGGUCGUGAGAGCCCCAAGCUCUUAG
Cucurbitaria berberidis CBS 394.84 is the source of this 562-nucleotide messenger RNA. RefSeq lists its product as uncharacterized. Bases 20 to 562 code for a protein of 180 amino acids. The record is from RefSeq and is a predicted model, not a curated record. The transcript has a single exon. Lineage: Eukaryota; Fungi; Ascomycota; Dothideomycetes; Pleosporales; Cucurbitariaceae.